CUCUCCUCGGAGAAACAUCGCUGAAAGAAUGGCUCCAACUUACACUACUGACUACUCCACACUUUCCAACAAAGAUAAGCAUAAAUUGAGAAAACCUGCCGUGGAGAAAAUGCGCCGAGAUCGCAUCAACAACUGCAUCGAGCAGCUCAAAACCAUGCUGGAGAAAGAGUUCCACCAGCAGGACCCAAACACCAAGCUGGAGAAAGCCGACAUUCUGGAGAUGACCGUGGUCUUCCUGAAACAGCAGCUGCAGCCCAAGUCCUCAGCUCCACAGAAAACUCACUUUGACGGCUAUUCCCAGUGCUGGAGGGAGACCAUGAACUAUCUGUCUGUCAACUCCAAGACGGACGGCGUUCGUCAACAUCUGAACCGCUGCCAGGAAGCCCAGAGAUCAGCUAAAGAUGUCAGUCUCCUGUCUCCAGUCUCCUAUCAGAGCAGCAAGGUCAUCGUGAAGCAGGAACCGUGUGCUCACACACCUCUCUGGAGACCUUGGUAGACACUCAAAGACUUUAUUACUGAAACUAGAUGGUGGUUUUACCAUCUCUUAUGUUGUAGGAGAUUUGUCCUUUAUAUUUAAUGCACAUUUGUUUUGAAAAUGUAUUUGUAUGCCGUGGAGGGAAAUGUGUUUUCACAAUGUGAAAUGAUAAUCUUCUGCAAAUGUUGUGAUCAGAAGAGGUUGUUUGUAAUGCCUCUAUGGUUUUCCUCAUGGAUGGACAUUAAGUUUAAUACUUAAGUUAUCUUCACAAUGAAGAGUCGAGGGAUGUGUGUCUGACUCCUGUGGAGUUCAAGUAUUUAUUUGCGAUGUUUGCUCAAUGCGUCAGUGCAUGUUGUUGUUUCUUCUUUAGAAGAAUGUGAACUUUCACAUGUUGAUAAUAUAUGAUGUCAUAUUAAAUUAUGUGAACAUAUUGUCACAAAACAAUAAACC
This is a messenger RNA of Triplophysa rosa, 925 nucleotides long. Its product is annotated as transcription factor HES-5-like. Gene Ontology annotation, molecular function: protein dimerization activity; DNA-binding transcription factor activity, RNA polymerase II-specific; RNA polymerase II cis-regulatory region sequence-specific DNA binding. The transcript is spliced from 2 exons. NCBI's taxonomy places the organism in Eukaryota, Metazoa, Chordata, Actinopteri, Cypriniformes, Nemacheilidae. The coding region runs from base 29 to 496 and encodes 155 amino acids. Gene Ontology annotation, biological process: anterior/posterior pattern specification; regulation of neurogenesis; regulation of transcription by RNA polymerase II. The record is from RefSeq and is a predicted model, not a curated record. Gene Ontology annotation, cellular component: nucleus.